Messenger RNA from Dentiscutata erythropus, 402 nucleotides. The record is from the annotation of a GenBank genome assembly. NCBI's taxonomy places the organism in Eukaryota, Fungi, Glomeromycota, Glomeromycetes, Diversisporales, Gigasporaceae.
AAACUUACAGAUAAAAAAGAUGUUUACAAAAGCUUUUAUAAUGCUUUAGAAGAUGUCAUAGAGAAUUCGGAAGAGGAAAAAGCUUCUAGUAAAGCUAGUAGUCUUCUAAAUCACGAAAGGUUAACUGAUGUAAGAAAGGUGACCAAGAUCUGUGGAGACUUUUUGGACAGGUCUAAUGUGCUGGAUGAAGUGACGAACACUAUUAACAAUGGAAAAGGUAAAGAAGUAGUCACUUCUCCAAAGAAUAAAGAGAAUAAGAAAGGGAAUACAGUGCCAGACAGUCUAACUAUGCAGAAAGGCGGGAGUUCAAUAACUCGAUCUGAGGCAUACAAAAGUGUGGACAUCAGUCAAGUUACGGCUGACGACCUCAUUCACCCCAAUAAGCCAUCCCCAAAGCUGUAG